Messenger RNA from Closterium sp. Naga37s-1, 4064 nucleotides. The record is from the annotation of a GenBank genome assembly. Lineage: Eukaryota; Viridiplantae; Streptophyta; Zygnematophyceae; Desmidiales; Closteriaceae.
UCACACCCCCUGCCUCCUCAUGCCAUCCGCUCCCCCCGCCCCCACCCCUCCGCGUGCCCGCUCCCUUGCCGCCUCUUUUGACCCUCCCUGCCCCCCUCGCCGUUUCCCACCGCCCCGCCAUUCGCUCCUCCCCCCCGUGCGCUCCCCUCGUUUACCUUCUCCUCCCCCCUCCCCUCCUCUGCUGCACGCCUCUUCCUUCCCCUCGCCGACCCACUCCACUCCCUGCCCCUCCUCAAUCCGCACCCUGCCCCUCGUAUCUCGCCCCCCUAUGCUUGGUUUCUCCCCUCCCUGCCCCUCGCCGCCUUUCUCCGCUCCCCACCUCCCCCCUCUCCCUGCUCCCCCACUCUCCCCCCCUUGCCCUUGGCUUCCUACCUCCCUGCCCCACCUUUCCCCCCUCCGUGUGCUCAGCUUCUCCCCUCCCUGCCCCUCCCUCCUCCCCGCCCUGCCCCUCAUUUUCCGCCCCCCCACGCCCGUUUUCUCCCCUCCCCGCGCCUCCCUUUCUUUCUCCGUGCCUCUCCUUUGCUCCCUCCCUGCCCCCGCCUGCCCAUGCCCCUGUCUUUGGCUUCUCCCCUCCCUGCCCCACGUUUCUUCCCUCCCUGCCCCCCCUCUGCCCCUCCCUUGUUUUCCCCUCACCCAUUGCUUCUCCCCUCCCUGCCCUUGAUUUCCCGCACCCCUGCCCUUGUUUCCUACCAUCCAUGCCCCUCGUUUCCCCCCUUUGUACGUUCAGCCUCUUCCCUCCCUGCCCCUCCCCUCCUCCCCCCCUGCCCUUUGCGUUCCCCUCGUUACGCUCCCUUCUCCCCAUCCCUGCUGCCCUCUUGCCACCAUCAGCCCAUCCGCACCACCAGCCCCCCUCCCACCCUUCUCUCCCCCCCUCCCUUUCCCUCUCUCUCUCUCUCCUCUCUCUCUCUCUCUCUCUCUCUCUCUCUCUCUCUCUCUCUUUCUCACACACACCGCACACUCCCCUCCCCCACCCCCCCACCCACGUCCUCCCAUUCCGCCCCUCCCUGCCCCUUUCCCACCCCCUCGCACGCCCCUCACCUCCCACCUCCGUGCAACUGGUUUCCCCCCUAUGGUGCCUCCCUUGCAUCAACCCACCCUCCACCGCCCCUCGGCUCACCCGUCUGCCCGCAGCCCUUUCCGUGCCCUGCAUUGGCCCAGCCCCUGCCCGUUGCUGCCCUCCCGUUGCCCGCUCACUCCCUGCUCCCCGUUACAACACCCAGUCCCAUCAACCGCCCCCACCCUCCCCCGGCUUGCCCGUAGUUCUCCCUCUCCCCCCCCCGCGACCGUGUGCGGCUUCCAACCGCCCAACGGUGGUGCGCACGGGGCGUUUCUUCGCACGGGCAAGCCUCCCCGGGGGGGCCCCCACCCCGCUGAGUCGUUUCACACCCCCUGCCUCCUCAUGCCAUCCGCUCCCCCCCCGCCCCCACCCUCCGCGUGCCCGCUCCCUUGCCGCCUCUUUUGACCCUCCCUGCCCCCUCGCCGUUUCCCACCCGCCCCGCCAUUCGCUCCUCCCCGCCCGUGCGCUCCCCUCGUUUACCUUCUCCUCCCCCCUCCCCUCCUCUGCUGCACGCCUCUUCCUUCCCCUCGCCGACCCACUCCACUCCCUGCCCCUCCUCAAUCCGCACCCCUGCCCCUCGUAUCUCGCCCCCCUAUGCUUGGUUUCUCCCCUCCCUGCCCCUCGCCGCCUUUCUCCGCUCCCCACCUCCCCCCUCUCCCUGCUCCCCCACUCUCCCCCCCUUGCCCUUGGCUUCCUACCUCCCUGCCCCACCUUUCCCCCCUCCGUGUGCUCAGCUUCUCCCCUCCCUGCCCCUCCCUCCUCCCCGCCCUGCCCCUCAUUUUCCGCCCCCCCACGCCCGGUUUCUCCCCUCCCCGCGCCUCCCUUUCUUUCUCCGUGCCUCUCCUUUGCUCCCUCCCUGCCCCCGCCUGCCCAUGCCCCUGUCUUUGGCUUCUCCCCUCCCUGCCCCACGUUUCUUCCCUCCCUGCCCCCCCUCUGCCCCUCCCUUGUUUUCCCCUCACCCAUUGCUUCUCCCCUCCCUGCCCUUGAUUUCCCGCACCCCUGCCCUUGUUUCCUACCAUCCAUGCCCCUCGUUUCCCCCCUUUGUACGUUCAGCCUCUUCCCUCCCUGCCCCUCCCCUCCUCCCCCCCUGCCCUUUGCGUUCCCCUCGUUACGCUCCCUUCUCCCCAUCCCUGCUGCCCUCUUGCCACCAUCAGCCCAUCCGCACCACCAGCCCCCCUCCCACCCUUCUCUCCCCCCCCUCCCUUUCCCUCUCUCUCUCUCUCUCUCUCUCUCUCUCUCUCUCUCUUUCUCACACACACACACGCACACUCCCCUCCCCCACCCCCCACCCACGUCCUCCCAUUCCGCCCCUCCCUGCCCCUUUCCCACCCCCUCGCACGCCCCUCACCUCCCACCUCCGUGCAACUGGUUUCCCCCCUAUGGUGCCUCCCUUGCAUCGCUCGCCCCGCUGCUCACCCUCUGCCCGCCCCUUUUCCGUGCCCUCAGCUGGCCCAGCCCCUGCCCGUUGCUGCCCCUCCCCUUGCCCCCUCAACUCCCCUGCCCCCCGUACACCCCAGUCCCAUCCAACCGCCCCCACCCUCCCCCGGCUGCCCGUUUCCGCUCUCCACCCCCGCGACCGUGUGCGGCUUCCAACCGCCCAACGGUGGUGCGCACGGGGCGUUUCUUCGCACGGGCAAGCCUCCCCGGGGGCCCCCACCCCGCUGAGUCGUUUCACACCCCCUGCCUCCUCAUGCCAUCCGCUCCCCCCCGCCCCCACCCUCCGCGUGCCCGCUCCCUUGCCGCCUCUUUUGACCCUCCCUGCCCCCCUCGCCGUUUCCCACCGCCCGCCAUUCGCUCCUCCCCGCCCGUGCGCUCCCCUCGUUUACCUUCUCCUCCCCCCUCCCUCCUCUGCUGCACGCCUCUUCCUUCCCCUCGCCGACCCACUCCACUCCCUGCCCCUCCUCAAUCCGCACCCUGCCCCUCGUAUCUCGCCCCCCUAUGCUUGGUUUCUCCCCUCCCUGCCCCUCGCCGCCUUUCUCCGCUCCCCACCUCCCCCCUCUCCCUGCUCCCCCACUCUCCCCCCCUUGCCCUUGGCUUCCUACCUCCCUGCCCCACCUUUCCCCCCUCCGUGUGCUCAGCUUCUCCCCUCCCUGCCCCUCCCUCCUCCCCGCCCUGCCCCUCAUUUUCCGCCCCCCCCCACGCCCGGUUUCUCCCCUCCCCGCGCCUCCCUUUCUUUCUCCGUGCCUCUCCUUUGCUCCCUCCCUGCCCCCGCCUGCCCAUGCCCCUGUCUUUGGCUUCUCCCCUCCCUGCCCCACGUUUCUUCCCUCCCUGCCCCCCCUCUGCCCCUCCCUUGUUUUCCCCUCACCCAUUGCUUCUCCCCUCCCUGCCCUUGAUUUCCCGCACCCCUGCCCUUGUUUCCUACCAUCCAUGCCCCUCGUUUCCCCCCUUUGUACGUUCAGCCUCUUCCCUCCCUGCCCCUCCCCUCCUCCCCCCCUGCCCUUUGCGUUCCCCUCGUUACGCUCCCUUCUCCCCAUCCCUGCUGCCCUCUUGCCACCAUCAGCCCAUCCGCACCACCAGCCCCCCUCCCACCCUUCUCUCCCCCCUCCUUCCCUCUCUUCUCUCUCUCUCUCUCUCUCUCUCUCUCUCUCUUUCUCACACACACACGCACACUCCCCUCCCCCACCCCCCACCCACGUCCUCCCAUUCCGCCCCUCCCUGCCCCUUUCCCACCCCCUCGCACGCCCCUCACCUCCCACCUCCGUGCAACUGGUUUCCCCCCUAUGGUGCCUCCCUUGCAUCGCUCGCCCCGCUGCUCACCCUCUGCCCGCCCCUUUUCCGUGCCCUCAGCUGGCCCAGCCCCUGCCCGUUGCUGCCCCUCCCCUUGCCCCCUCAACUCCCCUGCCCCCCGUACACCCCAGUCCCAUCCAACCGCCCCCACCCUCCCCCGGCUGCCCGUUUCCGCUCUCCACCCCCGCGACCGUGUGCGGCUUCCAACCGCCCAACGGUGGUGCGCACGGGGCGUUUCUUCGCACGGGCAAGCCUCCCCGGGGGGCCCCCACCCCGCUGA